AUGAGUGCCAAAUUCGACGUGGCAGAGGCGCGGAAGCGCUUCCCUGCCCUCAACGGAAAACAGGUAUAUCUCGACAAUGCAGGCGGGAGUCAAGUGUUGCAGGAGGUCGUUGAUAGCAUCUCCAACUAUCUUUGCCAAACCAAUGUCCAACUAGGCGCAAGCUAUCCCGUUUCUCAGCAGUCCACCGAUCGUUACAAUCAAGGAUGUGAGGCUACUGCGACUUACAUGAAAACCACUCCCGACUGCGUCGUCCUAGGUCCCUCAACGACCCAACUCUUCCGAAAUCUCUCCCUCGCUCUCUUUGACCACCUCGCUCCCGGGUCAGAGAUCGUCAUCUCCAAGCUCGACCACGAAGCCAACGUUGCCUCAUGGCUACAGCUCGCCAAGUGGCGGCAGGCCAAAGUCAUCUGGUGGGACGCAACCGAUAAGAAGAACCCUCAACUCGAUUGCGAUGUGUUGCGAAGCAUCAUGACGGAGAAUACCAGAUUGGUCGCGUGCACGCAGACCAGUAAUAUCCUCGGGACGAUCCAUGACGUCAAGGCCAUUGCUCAAACUGUCCAUGAAGUUCCGGGUGCGUUGCUGUGCGUUGACGCGGUUGCCUUCGCACCACAUGCGGGUAUCGAUGUCGAGGAUUGGGGCGUUGACUUUUAUUGCUUUUCGUGGUACAAGGUAUAUGGUCCGCACAUCGCCGCGAUGUACGGCUCCAAGGCGGCGCAGAAAUAUUUGUCAACUCUAGGCCAUUUCUUCAAGCCGACUGAGACAUUGGAGAACUUGCUGGGUCUGGCCGGUGCGAGCUAUGAGCUCUUGGCGUCGGUGCCGAAAGUUUGUGAUUAUCUUGCGGCUAUCCCAUGGGAAGCUAUCGCACAUCACGAGGAGAAAUUGCAAGGCAUCUUGAUCGACCAUUUGAACUCGAAGCCGGAGCUCUAUCAGAUAUACGGUGAGCCGUCAGCUGAUCGAGCCAAGAGAGUACCGGUCAUUAGCUUCACGGUCAAGGACAAGAAGAGUAAGGAUAUUGUUGAUGCGAUCGAGGCUCGAAGCGAUUUCGGUUGCCGCUGGGGCUCAUUUUACUCCAAUCGACUCGUCUCGGAAGUCCUCGCUUUGGAUGCCGCGGACGGUGUCGUUAGAGUCAGCCUGGUUCAUUACAAUACUGGUAAGCGCUCUCUUAUUCUGACAAUGCAGUAA
This is a messenger RNA of Dissoconium aciculare CBS 342.82, 1182 nucleotides long. RefSeq names its product PLP-dependent transferase. Bases 1 to 1182 code for a protein of 393 amino acids. NCBI's taxonomy places the organism in Eukaryota, Fungi, Ascomycota, Dothideomycetes, Mycosphaerellales, Dissoconiaceae. The record is from RefSeq and is a predicted model, not a curated record. The transcript is spliced from 2 exons.